This is a messenger RNA of Amphiprion ocellaris (clown anemonefish), 6935 nucleotides long. RefSeq names its product guanine nucleotide binding protein (G protein), alpha 11b (Gq class) (gene gna11b). The record is from RefSeq and is a predicted model, not a curated record. Bases 1042 to 2121 code for a protein of 359 amino acids. Lineage: Eukaryota; Metazoa; Chordata; Actinopteri; Pomacentridae. Gene Ontology annotation, biological process: action potential; phospholipase C-activating dopamine receptor signaling pathway; adenylate cyclase-modulating G protein-coupled receptor signaling pathway. Gene Ontology annotation, cellular component: heterotrimeric G-protein complex. The transcript has 7 exons. Gene Ontology annotation, molecular function: G-protein beta/gamma-subunit complex binding; G protein-coupled receptor binding; guanyl nucleotide binding.
CCGCCUGUCAGUCAGCACCACAGUAUCCUCCUCCUCCUCCUCGCUUGGCAUCAUCCCGGACUGUGCCCACCUUGUUCCAGCGACGAGCGACCCGAAAGCCAUCUGUUUGAAGUGAAUACAUCUCUCCAGCUAACGCCGCCGGUCCGGCACGCAGUUGUUGUUUUUUUUUCUUUCCUCCUCCAAAUAUUUCAGGGCUGGUUGUCGUAGCCUCGUCUUUCUAACCGUUAAAAAAUAUAUAUGAGUCAGGAUGUGAUGGGGGUGCUGUCCUGUUAUCGCUAGCUAGGCGGACAAAUUCCUUCAACCAGGCUGCUGCUUCAAUCACUGCGGCUUCGACUCAGCGUUAGCCGGGAAGCUAGCGGGCUAGCAGGGCAGCUUCGGUAGCGUCUGAUUUAGCUAGUAGUCGCCGAGAAAACGGGGCUGCGGUGCGGAUAGUGCAAUAACCGUUACCACACUAAUGUUAGCGUACCCACAACGGCUCUUUGAGUUUAUUUUAGCCUGAACUAGCUAGCUAACUGUGCACAUAUAUCAGCUGUUACGGGUUUGGAUGUCGCGACACUGCAGUUCUGAGCCACUUUUUUGGCGGAUUGUGAUUUAAAUCGGAGGCGAAAAAAGAAGCUAGCAUUGGAGCUCCGAGGGCUUAAUGAUAGAAACACGUAGCUAAUCUUGUUGUAACGUUAGCCGUAUUAAAAAGCAGAGCAUUUCGGGGGGAGAGGCCCUCGCCGUCUUCCCUGGCUCCCUCCUUCCUCCGUGUGAAUCUCUCCCGUGAUUUGGCCGAGAACGCCCGGGCGAAGUCGCAGUUGUUCUCGGCUGGGGGGACAACUUGACAGCGAGGCCCCUGGCUAGUCUCCCCUCCCCUCCCCCCUAGUCCCGUCUAUCCAUCCAUCCAUCCGUCCAAGCCAGCACGCCAGCCAGCCCCGACAUUAGAAGACCACCUCCUCGCUUGAGACCGAAGCGAGAACCCGGGGAUUCGGGAUAAACUUGAAAUCGUGGGCAAAGUGUCAGUCGGGUCCCGUCUAAACCGGGCUGCCAAAACCAGAGGGGAUGACUCUGGAGUCCAUGAUGGCUUGCUGCCUGAGCGAAGAGGCGAAGGAGUCGAAACGAAUCAAUGCAGAAAUUGACAAACAACUCCGCCGAGACAAGCGAGACUCCAGGAGAGAGCUGAAAUUACUACUUCUCGGUACGGGAGAAAGUGGCAAAAGCACCUUCAUUAAACAAAUGAGGAUCAUCCAUGGAGCGGGCUACUCCGACGAAGACAAAAGAGGCUUCAUUCGGCUUGUUUACCAAAACAUCUUCACCUCCAUGCAGUCCAUGAUCCGUGCUACUGAGACCCUCAAGAUCCCCUACAAAUUUGAACAGAACCGGUCUAAUGCCAUGCUUGUGAAGGAAGUGGAUAUUGAGAAGAUCAAUGGAUUUGACCACCCCUACAUUGCAGCUAUCAAAAGCCUGUGGGCUGACCCGGGGAUCCAGGAGGCCUAUGACCGCCGCAGAGAGUACCAACUCUCUGACUCCACUAAAUAUUACCUUAGCGAUAUAGACCGUGUGACUGCGGAGGGAUAUGUUCCCACCCAGCAGGAUGUGCUGAGGGUCCGUGUUCCCACCACGGGUAUAAUAGAGUACCCAUUUGACCUGGAGAACGUCAUCUUCAGGAUGGUGGAUGUGGGGGGUCAGAGGUCAGAGAGGAGGAAGUGGAUCCACUGCUUUGAGAAUGUCACCUCCAUUAUGUUUCUUGUGGCGCUGAGUGAGUAUGACCAGGUCCUGGUGGAGUCUGACAAUGAGAACCGCAUGGAGGAGAGUAAGGCUCUGUUCAGGACUAUCAUUACCUACCCCUGGUUUCAAAACUCCUCCGUCAUCCUCUUCCUCAACAAGAAGGACCUGCUUGAGGAGAAGAUUUCCUACUCACACUUGGUGGACUACUUUCCUGAAUUUGAUGGUCCCCAGAGAGAUGCACAGGCAGCACGGGAGUUCAUCCUCAAGAUGUUUGUGGACUUAAACCCAGACAGCGACAAGAUCAUCUACUCUCACUUCACUUGUGCCACGGACACUGAGAACAUCCGCUUUGUGUUUGCAGCUGUCAAAGACACCAUCCUACAGCUCAAUCUCAAAGAGUACAACUUGGUGUGAGGGCUCACGUACGAUGCACAUCUUCUCCCCAUUGCACAAAUGCACACUUUUUUGGGAAUGUGCUGUCAACUCCACGUGCAUUACACAGCACACCACUCCGGCUCACACACACAGACACACACACACUCUCACACACACACACACUCCAACAGAACCGUUGCUCUUUUUUUUCUUCUUCUUCUUCUUCUUCUUCUCCUUUCCAGUACAGUGAAUUCAUAGACCCUCCCACCUGCAAACGUGCCCCUCCUCUUUCACCAAAGCCUCUUCCCCAUUCUCUUGGCAGCUUGUUGUGUCAGAGUAUUCGGUCCUCCCAAAGCUGCUCCUUGUGUCAGAUUUGGCCUCGACUGCUGGCUCUGGCAUAUUUUAUCUGGCACACAAACCUUCACACGGGCUGUACAGUGACUGGAGGGGAUUUUGGUAUGUGUCUCUGUGUGUGUGUGCGCGUGUGUGUUUGUCUGUGUGUGUGUGUAUUUGGGGCAGCAUUGAUUAGCGAGGAGCUGUGUUUUGGUGAAUAGCGGCAUCAAACCCCGUGGCCCUUCGGAGUUGACUCUCAGCAGUGUGAGAUCAGAUCCUCUGCCAUCUCCUUUCUGUACUCCUGCCAUUGUGGAAGGAAGUGAGUACUGCAUCUCCUGACGCCAUCCAAGAACUAGCGGUGCUGAAGAAGAGAAACUCAUGAGUGACUCAAGUCAGGAUGUGAGGUCGCACACCAGAAACAACAGGACAGGGCAGAGGAUUCUGUCUCCACCUCGCAUCUAUGAAUGUACCCACUGGUGUGAGCAUCGCAGUCGCAAAAAAUAGAAGUAUAUAUUAUGAAGUAAAUGCAUAUGUAAACACACUUAAGACAAAAAGCACGAGGGGGGCAAGACAUAGCUAAUCAAAAUCUAUUCAUUGCCGAGAUUUUUUAAAAAUGUUUUUAAUGAUAGAAAUUUGUUGCUACGUCUAAUUCUAUUUAACAAAUACUGGCUGAAUGGAAAGAUGAUAAGAAAUGGUAAGAAAAUCUAUAAAAACUUUUUUGCAAAACAAAAAAAAAAAUCUAAAAAAGAAGCAACCAGAAAUUUACUUGACAUAAGUAUCCUUUUAAGAUCUCUGUUGUUUUAAUGUUUAGGUUAAUCACACGCUUCCCUCCUCCAGAUGUUUUCUGUAUGGAUUCACAGGGACAAUCUUCCGUGUGACCGUCACAUCUGGCUCCACUGAUCACGCGCCCUCAUUACAAAACACUAGCAGCGGGUGAGAGGAACCCUGCUUUCUGACACUGCUCUGCUCUGAUUGGUGGAAGGCGGAUGCGGAGGGAGUGUGAUGUCAUCAGUGUUAAUCAGCCCACAGAGCACAUCUGCAGCUCGGGCUGCAAGUAGCUUAUUCAAACAAAGCAACAGCUGUAAAUUAAACACAUGCCCACAUGCCGGGGUGUGAGCAGAAUCCAUGCGGGAACAUCUCUGAUGACGUCACACCUGCGUCACUCAGCCGUCCAAUCAGACACACUUCCUGACGGUGACAUAGUCAUCCAUUAUAUCAGGAUGUGCUUCUGUUUACUUUUUUCUUGCUUUCUUUCUUUUUUUUUUUUUUUACUGUGUAGUCACUUUGUUUAUAAAAAGAUUGCUUGCUGUUGAGUGAUGAGAGGAAGGGGGGGCUAUGAACCUUUCACAGAAAAACGCACUCUGAAGUCUGCAAAUGUUGUUUGUGUAUAUUUGUUUGUAAAUACAUAUACACAAAACACUCCUGUACAAAAAACGCUCUGUGGUACACCAUCUUUGGCAAAAAACAAACAAAAAAAAAAUUACUAAAAAGUAUCAACUUCUUUCAUUAGCAUACAGUUUUUUUCCUAUGAAUUUAUGGUAGUAUUGAUACUGUGAUUAUGGGUUUUGUUCACUUGAGUAAUAGGACUACACAGAACUGAGUGGUGAUGAGGAAGCGAACGGCAAGCGGCAAUAGCCAGAGAAAAGGGGUUCCUCCCAACCAGCCUCAGAACACCACACUACUGCAACAGCUCUGUCUCCAGAGUAAUACUAACUAGGGCUGGUUAAAAAAGCUUCACAGUAUGGUGACAAGAUGAUUUUAAGAGUAAUUAAAGAUUUUUUUUUAAUUUAUAUAAUUUAUGGACCAGGUUUGAAGGUGUUGAUAAUUUGACUGCUUUUGAUUCUGUCAUGUUGAAGUGCUCCUUUUCUCACGAUGGAGCCUACUUGAGUCUGAACUGCUGUAAAAAACAAAAAAAAAAAAAAAAAUCGAAUGUCUGGUAUAGUAAGGACUUUAUCUCUGCUUUCUAUUUCUUACUGAGAAAUUUCCAGUUGUACUUGCCAUCGCAUCUCCAUCCAUUAUAAUACUGUUUGGUUUCUUUAGGAGCCCUCACAUUUGUUUCUUUUUUUCUUUCUUUUUGUUUUUUUUUUUGUUUCAAAAAAGAAAAAAAACUCUGAUUUCCUCUCGGUUUAUCGAUGCAGCGCUGUAAUGCAUACCUAGAAAAAUGUACAGUACGAACAUAGGUGGACUUUUUUUUAUCAGUGAUUGGAGACCUAUGCGGUCCAUGCUUGCUGUUUGUAAUUUAACACAAAAAUUCUGUUGUUGGUUUUUUGCAUUGUUAAUUUCCAGUUUUUUGAGGCUUGCUUUGAAUAGUGCCAGUGAAGUGCAGAUAUACUUUUUUGGUCUUUGACCUUUUCUACAGGUGACUUACCCUUCAUCCUCAUUAAGGGCUAUCACAGUGCAUCAGACAGUGGGGAGUGGAGUACAGGACCACAGUGAACCAAGUCAUCCACUACUAAUACUUGUUUAUAAACAGAGAUUACUCGCAGUAUGUGCUAUAAGAAGCAUAAGCAGGGUGUUAAUGCAAAUGUAAGGUGUGUGUGUAGAGAGUUUACCAACACUAAGCAGUUUUCUUUAUGUAUUUCUUUAGGUAUCUGGUCCUUUUGGCACCUCUCUGAUCUUCACUACAUUUCAUUUGUUUGCAUUAGUAUCACAAUGUUAUCUGUAAUACCCCGUGCAGUAUAGAAACACUUAUCAGUAAAGACACUACUACCAGGAUGAGUAUUGCAUGUUUCCCCAAGUAUUUGAGUUGAACAUGUAGAGCCAAGCAAUUUCCAAAGACCAUGCUGGUGUCUUUGCAUAUAUUUCAGCUUAAACUCAUAAGUUGCAUGAAAGUUAAUGUGAAUUUAGCACAUUUUUUUUUUUCAAAAUAACACUUACCAUUUCAAGUUUUCGCAAGAAUUUGAAGGCAUCGGAUUCAACAUGAUCCCUUUUUAUAUGUAGUUUCUUGAAAUCAUUUUGGGGGCCAUUAGCCGAGAGCAAAAGUCAAUUUAAUUCAUGGCAAGCAGUGACAGAUUUUAUUCAUGCUGCUGUGAAACUGCUUUAAGUUUGCAUUUUAAUUUUAAAAUGUAAUAUAUUCCUCAAAAAUGCCAAUUAGUAAUGUAAAGUCUGAACACUAAAGUAAACCAGGGCUGAAAUAUUUUGCAGAAACGCACCAGUAUGGUCCUUAUCUGCCAUCAUUUCUGCUGAAAAUGACACUAACCUCACGCUGAGGAAAAAAAAUCGGCCAACCAAUAGACUGCUGUCAUGAAGAGGAUCAGAAAGCCAGUAUUAAAGUGGAACGAUAACCCAGUAUGCAUACCCGAGUAUUUAUCAGUAGUUGUUUUAAUAUUUCCUGUGUGUUGAGUGCAGCUCACUUUAAAUGGUGACGAACCAUGUAUUUUUUUUAAAACUUGACUCUACAACUCUGGCACAUGGUGAAGGGCCAAGUGGCUGUUAGUGUGGGUUUUGGUAGCAUGUUAGCAGUCCCAGCGUUGCACAGUGUUUUGUUUUUUUUUUUGGACACAUUUUAUCUCAACAUAUAAGAGCUGGAAAGAGGGAAGGCAAGUCUGUAUGAAAUUCAAUCUCCUUCUUUCACUCUUGUCCGAUUUUUAGCAUUAGCCAGUGAAAAGACUGCGUUGGUUUUUCAGUACAACACUUAUUUAUUGCCUUUCAUUGCCUUGAAAAGAUGAGGAUGCUGGCCCCUUGAUAUGGUUUUCAGAGCACGAUCUGUGACCUUUGGGUGGCCGUCGUUGUGUGGUGCCCCUUCCUGCGGGCUCGAUGUUGGAUUGAGUGGAGUCGAACUUAUCUUUAGACAUCAGUAUGAAGUUGGUGCAUACUCAACUUAAAGCUUGCUCCCUUUCUUUGCGAUAUUUUCUUUGUUUGACAAGACAUUACCAGAACACUAUUAUUUAGGACCACUUGAUUUAUUUUUUCCUCACUCCAAUGAAACCUGAAGGUCAACUGUGUAGUGGUGUGUAUAAAAUGCUGUUUUUUUUUUCUCUUUAUUUUGUAUGUAAACCAAAUGUAAAUUAUGUAUUAUACUGAGUGUGCCAACCCCACUCUCUCUAGAGCCAGGCUCUCUCUAAGUGCCAACGCUGUGGUCAUUAUCAGAAGGACCGCUGCCUGAGAUGGUCCCCCUUUUUAAAUAAAAUACACCAGAGACUAAAAGGAUAGAUGAUUAAGUACACACAAAGACUUUAUUCUGUAUUUAAGAUUGAAGAUUUAAAAGAUAAUCUGCUGUUUUUUAAGAAACUGUAAUUAUAAUUGCAUGUGCUGUUUAUUUUGUGUUGGAAGUGAGGGCUUGGAUGUUUUCAUUGAAGCAGAGCCCUUGAUGAAGGGGGUUCAAUCAGUUGGUUAUUAUCGAUUAUUGAUUUACAUAACUCUUGCCAUAUUUUUUUUAUGUGUUUCAUGUAUUUGUUUCAACCACUGUUGCCUGAUCCUCAUUCAAACAUGACUUAUGAUCAUUGCCGCCUUCUAAGAGAGAAACAUAAUGACAAGGUAUCUGUUUUAAAUUGAAAUAAAUUUGUUCCUAUACUUGCUGA